Messenger RNA from Lotus japonicus, 1425 nucleotides. RefSeq lists its product as uncharacterized. Gene Ontology annotation, biological process: chromosome segregation. The transcript has 9 exons. The coding region runs from base 333 to 1274 and encodes 313 amino acids. Gene Ontology annotation, cellular component: outer kinetochore. The record is from RefSeq and is a predicted model, not a curated record. Lineage: Eukaryota; Viridiplantae; Streptophyta; Magnoliopsida; Fabales; Fabaceae.
UUUCAAUAGCAAAACAGGCAUGAAAAAAAAAAACAAAAUAUAGGUGCAUUUUCAGAAGCAUUAGUGUUUUGUUUAUCCAUACAUAAUCUAACCAUACAAUUUUGACCACAUGAUAAAAUUUCCAAUGUCAAUGAAACAUAAUGUUAAUUUCCAACAGACGCUCCAUCCACUGAGCUACAGGCGCUUGUUGUUUGAAAUAUAUAAUGUUAAUUUAAUUAAAGGUAAAUAUUGAUCGAGUUCCCGCUUAUGAAAGGUUCAAAAUCAAAAGUUCAAAACUGAGCUAGUGCUUGCAAAUGCAAUUCGGAGAGAGAUAGAGGAAGAAGAAGAAGACGAUGGCAGAGGAUCCAAUUUCAAGCUUCUGCAACGGCUUAGCAUCGUUCUGCAACCACCUUCACUCCACUUCUCAAGCCCUCAAACAAUCCAUCGAUCGACGACCUAUUCCUCUCGAUUCCGCGUCUUCAACCUUCGUGCAAUGCCUCAACCGCCGCGUAUCGACGGCAACCACCGACCUCGACCUGCUCGAUUCCAUGUCGUUCGGCACCGUAUCUCUCGAAGAGCUUCUAGGUCACUGCAACGAAUUGUACAAGAAGAAUCAAACCGAUCUGCUUCAACUCGAAGAUCAUCUCAAGAGCUACGGCUACGUUCCCGAUGUUGAGAUGGAGGAGGAUGAAGUUGAGGAUAUACGACCUCAAGGUUCGGAAGAUCGAUCGGAUAGUGCGUCUUCUUUCUAUGGAUCGUUAUCGGUGGCUGAUUCUGGCUUCAAGAGUUUCGAAGAAGAUGCACUACUUGAUGAAUCUUUGAGUUUGAAAAGGCUUGGGCUAUCAGAUGCAUGUCUAGCCACAUUAGCAUCUGAAGAUAAUUUGUCUCCACGGGAACCUGAGAAAGUACAAGAAUUUAAGCAGCAGCAGCAUCAACCUGUUCUGGACAAAAUGGUGUCAUCCAAAAGGAUGAACCUCUUAUCUUAUGAGGAGGACAAGGAGAACUUAAAGUCAGCUGAAGCUGCCAGUUCCAUGUUGAAGAUACAUAACAGUGAAUUCGAAUGUCUUCCCGGCUACAUGAAGGGUUUAGCAUCAUGGGAGGAUCUACUUGUUGCUGUUGAUAAGAUCAAUUCAAGCCUAAGCAAGAAAACAGACGGAUGCAACUUCCUCCGUCAAGAUGAAAUUCCUUCAUUAGAAUUAGGUCCUAAAGCAAGAUCAUACUUGCUGCUUUUAGUGCGGAUGAACCGGUUGGUUGUUGAGACGAUUGAUGGUUUACUAUCAUACAGAGUAUUGUAGAUAUGAGAUGCAAUGGAGAUUUAGGUUUUUCAUCGGGUCUACCUUUUUGUUGUCAUUUGUGUUCCCAGUAGAACAACACAGGACAUGAAAACGUCACAUAUAACAAUCUCAAUCAUUAAUCUUAAUCAAUGGUUACAAUUACUUUCUUUAA